Molecule: messenger RNA, 1665 nt
Organism: Lactuca virosa
Lineage: Eukaryota; Viridiplantae; Streptophyta; Magnoliopsida; Asterales; Asteraceae
Source: the annotation of a GenBank genome assembly
AUGGUGGUGGAAGGUAACCAGAAGAGAUGGUGGUGGAGGGUCAAUGGAAGAGACGGUGGUGGGUUGGGGUGGGUGGGACCCUUUAUGGAGGUUGGCAUGGUUGUGGUGACAGUGGAGAUUUUGAAGCCUUUGUUUGAUUCUUUAACAAUUGAUGAAAACGAGUGUUUAGUAGUUAAAAUGAGUGAAAUAUGGCAAUCUUUGAAGUCUGUAUUUGCUUCAAUAAUUCUUGCAUUGCCUAGUGGACAAGAAGCUGGACAAGAAGCUGAGAUUUUAAAUGAAUGGGCAAGAAUGACAUGCGAGAUGAAUCAUGUUGGAGGCGAUGAACUACAACUCAUAGAUUUUUCGGAGGAAGAUGAUUACUUAAUCGCGUUUCCUUUUCGCGAUUCUCUCGAAGAUCUUCGACUUUCAGUAACAUACGACAAUCUGAAUGAGUGUGAUCGUAUCAAGGUGUUUGAAAGUAUUAAUUCGCAAGUAGUAGAGCGGAUUGAUGAAGCACAGUUUGAAUCCAUGGAGCCAAGAAGACCAAGUUUCUUGCGUAAAAGCUUAGCUUGGGACAAUGCCUUCUUCACUAGUGCAGGUGUGUUGAACCUCGAAGAGCUGUUUAUGAUAAAUAAAGGCUUCAAAAAACCUGAAUGCGAUCACCAAACUCCUCAUAAUAAACUUACUCUUAAGAAUCAAACAUCAUCUGCCUCCAAGAAAUCACCUAUCUUCUCUCAAAACAAGGUCAAACCAGCAUUUGGAGCUUCAAAACUUGUCUCAUCUAAACAUGCUAACAAGCCAUCUGUUGAAGGAUCAGAUAGCGUGAAAACGAAAAAUAAAUCCAGAAAAGCAGGAUUAGGACCAGAUUCGAGUGUUUCCAAGAGGUCUAGAUGGGGAGACUUAUCUGGUCUUCCUAAAUCAACUUCUUUUACUUCUCAAAAGGAUUUAAAAGCUGAUUGCUCAUAUGAAUCAUCUUCUAGUGCUUCUUCAUCUUCUAAAUCCAGUAGAAAGGAAAUCAAUCACAAAAACACAAAACCAACUUCAUCCACAUCCCCUUGUAGCUCCAUUGAAGGAUGGUUAUCUUUAUCUUCUUCUAAUACACCUGAACAUGCAACAAGAUCAUCAAUGGAAAGUCUCCUGCUUUCUAGUGGGCCCAAAAGAAAGAUCAAAUCUUCGGGUCUUCGAAUGCCAUCACCAAAGAUUGGAUUCUUUGAUGAGGGGCAACCCUUUAAAGGAAGUAUGCAGGAGAAAGAGAGUCCUUUACAAUCACAUAACAGAAACAGGCUAAACAAAAACAAAUUCCAGUUAUCUAAUCUUUCUCCUUCUGUUACCCCUGAGAAUUGUUCAAAAGUUAGAAAAGCUUUCAAUGAUGGAAGAAAAAGUGGUGUGAGUUUACAAAAAGAAAUAUCAAACAAAAGAAUGCACAUAGAGGAAAAGAAGCAGAAAGAUGAAGCUAUGAUAGACAUGAAACAAAAGCAAGAUGAGAGUGAUGAGAAAGAGAAUGUGUUUAGUUUUGAAGAUCAAGUCAACGGUUUAACCAAAUGCUUAGAGGUCAUUGAUCUAGACAGGGAUGUGGGUCCAGAGGUCAAAGGUCAACUCUCAAGAACUCCAUUGGCUGAAAAAAUAUAUGGUAAGCAAUAGAAUUGCAUUACAAUUUUGUUUCUUUUUACAUCAACUAUGUUAUAG